CAGGAGCACAGGCUGAAGGAGUGGCGGAGCCAGGAGCACAGGAUGAAGGACGGGCGCAGUCAGGAGCGCAGUCUGAAGGAAAUAAUGUUGCUGCGAGCACAGCUGCUGAUUGGUUUGCUGUGUCAUGUGAUGUACCGGGAGGUGUUGAAUAUGCCAAUGGAGCCGGCGGCAGAGACGAGGUCUGCCUUCUCAGCAGCCAGGACCAACAGCAUGGUGGGGGGGGCCCAGAUGGUGGUGACCUUCGACAAGGUAUAUGUGAAUAUCGGCCACGACUUUGACCCCCGCACGGGCUUCUUCACCUGCCGUGUGCCCGGAGCCUAUUACUUCUCCUUCACUGUGGGCAAGUUCCCCAGGAAGAGCCUCUCUGUGAUGUUGAUGAAGAACCGGAAGGAGAUACAGGUCAUUGUCUAUGAUGAACAUCAUCGGCAGGAGCGUAAGGUCCAGAGUCAGAGUGCCAUGCUGCAGCUGGAGCGUGGAGACACUGUGUGGCUCCGGUUGCACGGUGACCCUAAGUACGCACUGUAUAGCAACAUGGGACCUUACACCACCUUCAAUGGCUACCUGAUCUAUCCUGACAGUGAGCCCUCCUACUCCGAGAAGAGUGCCAGCUCCUGGCAGACCCAGACCCCUCAACCACUGGAGCCCUGGCACAAGAGCGAGGAAGGGAAUGGCAUUGAACCAGCCAUGAGCCGCCUGUGGGAGGACUCACCAAUUCUGGGCGAUCAGCUGGCCCUGGUAGGAGAGGAGCAGCCGGCCACCGAAGGGCCUGCUCUGAGCAAGUGGCAGGCUCCACGCUCGGCCUUUUCCGCUGCCAGGACAGAGAGCCUCCUGGGAGACAAUGACAAUAGGUACAAGCAUGACCCCAUGCCCUUUGACACAGAGUUCGUCAACAUUGGCGGGGAUUUUAACGCCUCCCUGGGGGUGUUCACUUGUCGUGUGCCUGGGGCCUAUUACUUCUCCUUUAAUAUUGGUAAGCUGCCUUACAAAACCAUGUCAGUCAAAUUAAUGAAGAAUGAGGAUGAGGUACAGGCCAUGAUCUACGAUGACAGCCAUUCCAAACGGAGAGAGAUGCAGAGUCAGAGCCUGAUGCUAUCACUGCAGAGAGGAGACCGUGUGUGGCUUUACAGCUACCAGCACGAUGGUUACGGAGCUUACAGCAACCAUGGCAAAUACAUCACCUUCACUGGGUUCCUCGUCUACCCAGAGCUCCAGGCGCUCAAUUGGAAAACAGACCCCAAGACUAACAAACUGUGA
This is a messenger RNA of Carcharodon carcharias (great white shark), 1254 nucleotides long. Its product is annotated as complement C1q tumor necrosis factor-related protein 4-like. The coding region runs from base 43 to 1254 and encodes 403 amino acids. Lineage: Eukaryota; Metazoa; Chordata; Chondrichthyes; Lamniformes; Lamnidae. Gene Ontology annotation, molecular function: protein binding. The transcript has 2 exons. The record is from RefSeq and is a predicted model, not a curated record.